AUGAAGAGGUAUAUGCAUUUCCCUAAAUCUAUUUUGAGGCAAAUAUUUUGGCUGCUUGUGUUUACGGGGCCUUUGAUUUGUAUUUUGAAAUGUAUAAAAAUUGAGAAAAUAUUCUCAAGAACAAAAAGUUACUUUAUGGAGCCGUACAUCAUCUCAAUAUUCAUGAAAAAUGAGGAACUCAUCUCAGUUGAUACAAGCAAUGAUAUUAACUGCUCAUCAAUUUUCGAAAUGGAUCCAAGUGAAAUUAGGAGAAGUUUAGAAAUUCAAAAGAUGCAUAUAGUUGAUUUAGAAGAUGAAAAUAUUACAGCAAUGACAUGUGACUGUAAUGCUUAUAAAAAUUUACGACAAUACCACAUGAAACCUUUAUCAUUCGAAGAGAAAAACUUCCCAAUAGCAUAUUCUAUAGUUGUCCAUAAAGAUGCAAUUAAUGUUGAAAGACUUCUCUGUACAAUUUAUAAUCCAUGGAAUGUUUACUGUAUUCAUUACGACAAGAAAUCAUCUACAAUCUUCAAAAUGGCCAUGAUAAACCUAGCCAAAUGUUUUUCAAAUGUUUUUAUUGCAUCCAAAAUUGAAAGAGUCAUUUACACUCACAUUUCGAGGCUUCGGGCAGAUCUAAAUUGCUUGUCUGAUUUGUUAAAUUUCUCUGUUCAGUGGAAUUAUGUUAUAAAUUUGUGUGGACAAGAUAUGCCACUUAUGUCAAAUUACAAACUUGUAACUGAGCUGAAGAAGUUGAAUGGGAGAAAUAUGCUAGAGACCUCGAGACCAAAUGAUAAAAAGAAACAACGUUUUAGAUAUCAUUACGAAGUUAGAAAAAAGCAAGACAGUGAUUGCACUGAGAUGCUGGUCAGAACAUUUUUUAUCAAAGAUCCUCCACCUUCCAACAUUGAGAUAUUUGUUGGAAGUUCAUACUUUGUUCUAAGUCGGUUAUUCAUUGACUAUAUUUUUCACUGUCCAUUGGUUUCAGAUUUUUUAUUUUGGUCUAAAGAUACUUUUUCUCCUGAUGAACAUUUCUGGGCAACCCUUGCACGUUUUCCCGGCAUACCAGGGGAAAUUAAAAACACAGAUUAUGAUGUUACAGACCUGCAAAGCAGAACUCGUCUGGUGAAAUGGAGAAUGCACAACACUUAUCCCAAUUGCACUGGAAUUUAUGUCCGCAGUGUGUGUAUUUAUGGAGCGGCUGAACUAAGAUGGCUUGUUACAUCAGGGUACUGGUUUGGCAAUAAGGUUGACCCAAAAGUAGAUCCUAUUUUAGUAAAAUGCCUGAUUGAAAAUAUUGAAGAACAGCAAAGGCAAAAUGUGCAAUUAUCCUUAAGUUAA
Molecule: messenger RNA, 1317 nt
Organism: Bombina bombina (fire-bellied toad)
Lineage: Eukaryota; Metazoa; Chordata; Amphibia; Anura; Bombinatoridae
Product: beta-1,3-galactosyl-O-glycosyl-glycoprotein beta-1,6-N-acetylglucosaminyltransferase 4-like
Exons: 1
Coding region: 1-1317 (438 amino acids)
Cellular component (GO): membrane
Molecular function (GO): acetylglucosaminyltransferase activity
Source: RefSeq, a predicted model, not a curated record